Messenger RNA from Guyanagaster necrorhizus, 843 nucleotides. RefSeq lists its product as uncharacterized. Gene Ontology annotation, molecular function: Hsp90 protein binding. The transcript has 2 exons. Lineage: Eukaryota; Fungi; Basidiomycota; Agaricomycetes; Agaricales; Physalacriaceae. The coding region runs from base 1 to 843 and encodes 280 amino acids. The record is from RefSeq and is a predicted model, not a curated record.
AUGUCCCACUCACACACACACGCUCCGGGCGAGACCCAUUCGCACUCGCACGCGCCUCAGCAACAGCAGCAGCGACCUGUCCCUCCUCCACCUGAUCCCGUCUUGCAAGCUCUCAUCGACGCGCAAUUCUCGCCCGUCGACCUCACUGUUACUGACGCCAACCUUCUCCUCUGCGCACCUCAUUCUCUCGCUGUCUGUGCUGACUGCGAUGUCGACUUCUCCAAAACUAAUAUCCUCUCAAGACUGCUCACACAGAACCCGAACAUCAAAGCCCCACCUCCAGGGCAGAUCGUGAACAAGCAAUUGUCGGGCGCAGUGAACGCCGUGAAGGAGGAGGGCAAUCAGUUGUAUAAGCUGCAACUGUAUCCACAAGCUGUGCAGCGGUACACGAUGGCAGCAGGAGUAGCAUGCCAACGUGCGUCGUGGGAGAACAAUAAUGUACUGAGGGAGGAGCUCUCGACGGUGCUGUCGAACCGGUCUGCGGCGUUUGCUGGCGCACAUGAUUGGAUAUCGGCACUGGCUGAUGCGGAGGCUGUCAUCCAGAUACGAAAAAACUGGGCCAAGGGUCAUCUGAGAAAGGCGAAGGCGCUGAGAGGACUUCUUAGACUGGAAGAAGCCCAGGACGCCGUUGCCUUUGGUUUGACGUACGAGCCGGACAACAAGGAAUUGCUGGAGUAUCGUGCAGAUCUCGAGAAGCUCAAAAAGACGAUCGAGGCGGUCAAGGCGGCCAGGUCGACACAAGCGUCGAAUGAUUCCGCGGAUGCAGCUGCGACUACUGCAGCCAGUGGGACUGCUAACCCCGCUGCUUUAAUACCUACGAAUGAGGAAUCAUCCGAACAAUGA